Platichthys flesus (European flounder) is the source of this 482-nucleotide messenger RNA. RefSeq names its product histone H3-like. Gene Ontology annotation, molecular function: DNA binding; structural constituent of chromatin; protein heterodimerization activity. The transcript is spliced from 2 exons. Bases 1 to 402 code for a protein of 133 amino acids. The record is from RefSeq and is a predicted model, not a curated record. Gene Ontology annotation, cellular component: nucleosome. NCBI's taxonomy places the organism in Eukaryota, Metazoa, Chordata, Actinopteri, Pleuronectiformes, Pleuronectidae.
AUGGCUCGAACCAAGCAGACCUCCACCGGAGGGAAGGCUCCCAGGAAGCAGCUGGCCACCAAGGCCGCCCGGAAGAGCGCCCCGGCCACCGGCGGAGUGAAGAAGCCUCACCGCUACCGGCCCGGGACCGUGGCUCUCAGAGAGAUCCGCCGCUACCAGAAGUCCACCGAGCUGCUGAUCCGCAAGCUGCCCUUCCAGCGCCUGGUCCGGGAGAUCGCUCAGGACUUCAAGACCGACCUGCGCUUCCAGAGCUCCGCCGUCAUGGCUCUGCAGGAGGCCAGCGAGGCUUACCUGGUCGGCCUGUUCGAGGACACCAACCUGUGCGCCAUCCACGCCAAGAGGGUCACCAUCAUGCCCAAAGACAUCCAGCUGGCCCGGCGCAUCCGCGGGGAGAGAGCCUAACCUGCCCGCACUCCGCUCACCACACAACGGCUCUUUUAAGAGCCACCCACCCGCACUAAAGAGUCAAAGUCCCGCUGCUC